This is a messenger RNA of Solea solea (common sole), 3044 nucleotides long. RefSeq names its product solute carrier family 25 member 16 (gene slc25a16). Gene Ontology annotation, biological process: transmembrane transport. Gene Ontology annotation, cellular component: mitochondrial inner membrane. The record is from RefSeq and is a predicted model, not a curated record. Lineage: Eukaryota; Metazoa; Chordata; Actinopteri; Pleuronectiformes; Soleidae. The transcript has 10 exons. The coding region runs from base 336 to 1301 and encodes 321 amino acids.
GACUGUUUUCGGCCACAACCUGUCAUCCGUCCACGGCCAAAGGACACUUGAUUUAGAUGAACUGCGCUCGUUCUUGACACCCACUCAAACCCAGAGACGUUGUCAUUUGUGUAUGAGCUUAUUUUUUUUGUAAAUGUAUGACUGAAGGACGAGACUUCAUGUGCGACAUCCGCCGGCGUCCAUGGUAGAGUCAGAUCUGAAGAGUAAAGCUCGUCCCGAAGCAGGAGGAGCUCAACGAAGGAGAGACACUGAUUUUAUUAGCUCACUCUUUGCUUCUUUAAUUCCUCACAUCAUCUUUAUCUCUCAUGGAUGUGGCACAUUCCUGAGCAGAGAGGAUGACAUCGGAGGCUACCGUCUCCACACCACCUGCCAUAAGCAGCAGCCCGCCCACCAAGAGGGACUACUACUGGCUCCGCUCCUUUGUAGCUGGAGGUGUAGCAGGAUGCUGCGCCAAGACAACCAUCGCUCCUCUGGACAGAGUCAAGAUUCUUCUACAAGGCCAGAACCCCCAUUACAAACAUCUAGGAGUGUUUUCCACCCUCACGGCUGUGCCGAAGAAAGAAGGCUAUCUUGGAUUGUACAAGGGUAACGGGGCGAUGAUGGUCAGGAUUUUUCCUUAUGGAGCUAUCCAGUUCAUGGCCUUUGACUAUUACAAAAAGCUGCUAAGUAAACGGAUAGGCAUAUCCGGACACAUCCACCGCCUGAUGGCAGGUUCUAUGGCAGGAUUGACUGCGGUGAUUUGCACUUACCCUCUGGAUGUGAUUCGAGCCAGACUGGCCUUCCAGGUCAAAGGAGAGCAUCGCUACACUGGAAUUGCAAACGCCUUCCACACCAUCUACCUGAAGGAGGGAGGGGUUUCGGGUUUCUACAGAGGACUAACCCCGACACUUAUUGGAAUGGCCCCUUAUGCAGGUUUCUCGUUCUUCACUUAUGGCACCCUGAAGAGCCUUGGCUUAAAGCAUUUCCCGGAGCUGCUGGGACGCCCGUCCUCAGACAAUCCCGACGUCCUCGUCCUGAAAACCAAAGUCAACCUGCUCUGCGGAGGAGUUGCCGGUGCCAUCGCUCAGACAAUAUCGUACCCGCUGGAUGUGGCCAGGAGGAGAAUGCAGUUAGGAUCCGUGCUUCCUGACUCUGAGAAAUGUGUGUCACUGAGGAAGACCCUGACGUACGUGUAUACGCAGUAUGGCAUCAAAAAGGGACUGUAUCGAGGUCUGUCUCUCAACUACAUCCGCUGUGUUCCCUCCCAAGCUGUGGCCUUCACCACCUACGAGUUCAUGAAGCAGGUCCUCCACCUGAACUAGCCACCGUUUUGAUUCCUUCCAGGUGAAGCAGCUCAACCCCAAUGCUUCUUUUCCAGAGAGAUCCCGGGACUCACUAAUGUCUUAAGAGACUUUAGCAUAGAACCUGCCAUUUCCUUGUGUUCACUGGACCCACCAAGGAACUCCCUUAAUUCUCUCCCGUCUCAUUUCCACUUACUGUGACUCACGACCACUGAAGUAAUGAUUAACUCAAACUCCAUAACCAUGUAGCGUAAAUCUGAGCAGCUAUUUCAUCAGUGUUUCCAUAGAUACAGCAGUAUAGAUGUGUUAUUAGUCCUGCUUGGUUGAUUGGAGGGCAGUGUUGUACUCCAUCAAUUAGACGCACAACAAGAACAACCCACUGAUUAUGUGGCAGCGCCAUCACAAACGACACACACACUUUUUACCGACGUCAAACAGUUGCUAAUUUGUGAAAUAAUCUGAUGUUUUUGUUUAUUUGGGUCAUACUGUAGUAACUUCUGGAGAAGUUGGUCUUUGUGUGCCUUUGUUUCACAAAAUCUAAGAUUAAUAUUAUAACCCAGUUUACCUGCAGGGUUAUUUUUAAAGACACAGUUGCCCGGAUUGCACAUGAUUUCAGUUUUCAUUUUCAAGGCAACCUCACGUUUGUUUUAUUGCCGAAUAUGAAUUAAAUAUGGCAGUUGAUGUAUGUGUCUUAACGAGCUGGGAAAAACCCGUGUCGUCACGUGUGUGGAUUUGUGCACCUCGAUGUUCCGCGUGUCGCUUUGAUGAUGUUGAAUUGUCUGCAGGAUCUCAGGAGAAACUUGCACUGUAGCUUUCUCUCGUUUGUCUAUUUAUUGCUAUAGCGACCCACUGCCACUUGGUGGCAGCGUUCAAUAUGAUUUGAAGUGUUUACCGUCAGAGCUGGAGAUGUCACUCCUCCACAUCUUAUCAAACACAAGACAGAUUAUCCUUUUUUUUCACCGUUCUAACCAAAAAAAAAAAGGUUCACUGAUAGUGAGAAUAUUGAAAGCAGCCAAAAUGUUGUUUACAUUGAUUUUCCAGGAACGAGUGUGUUGUUUAAUAACACACAUUUUCAGCUUCCUUCUUUCCAUUUAACCUAAACUUACUUUAGAAGAGUGAAUUAACAGUCAGAAUUCCCCCCACAUGCUUUACAAUGAGCAAGAUGCCAUAAAGCAGUGAUUUUUGACCAUUUUGGCGUAAGAUUAUAUCGUUAGAGGAGAGACAAAAAAAAGAAGUGAAAGAAAUCUAUAGACAUUAUAUGCAGCAAUUCACAUUACGAUGCAGUAAACCACUCUUCUGAGGCCCAAACUCUUCAUCUCACUUGUCUGUACUCUGGACUCUAUUAGGUCUAAAGAUCUCUGAACCGAUAAUUCUCCCAGAUCACGUUGUAAAGUGCGAGUAAAUGACUGACUUGUGUGUUACUGGUAAUUUCCGAAUGCACAGUAUUUAACACGUGGACUGGUCUUAGCACACCUAAUGUUUUUUCUGAACGUCUGUACUCCUGCUGUACACAUACACAGCCCUGCGUGACUGUUGUUUUACGUCUCCAAUCAGCUCUGUUCCUGCUGCUCAUUGUAACCGAUCAUUUUAAAGGACAACAAAUAAUACCUUAAUCAUGUAAAUGCAUUUAUACAACUUCAUUUGGCUCAAGGUUUGGACAAUGACUGAACAAUGAAAAUGUCUUGUUUUUCUUUGUACAUGUUCAUUUUUUGUCUGCCGUGCUCUUUUAUAAACGGAAAUAAAUCCUGUUUUUCCUUCUUAAAA